UUUGACAGCAAAGCCAGUGCCGAUCUAGAGAGAGUAACUGAUUACGAAGAAGACAAAGAAAUAAGUCCAGUCAAUAUUAAGUUUGAAGUUACAGAAACUUUUAAACAGACUUCAAGAGAAAAAGAACUGGCAAAGGUUUCUAUAAAAAAAGAGGAUGUUGUUUUGAUCAUGAAAGAAAUGGAGAUCUCUAAAUCAGAAGCAGAAUGGAGUCUGAGAAGUAAUGGCAGUGACGUAGUCAGAGCUUUGAUAUCAUUGACAAACUAGGAAAAAGGUUUUGUAUUUAAUCUUAUGUGUGCUAGU
Messenger RNA from Xenia sp. Carnegie-2017, 300 nucleotides. RefSeq names its product huntingtin-interacting protein K-like. Gene Ontology annotation, biological process: protein stabilization; negative regulation of apoptotic process. The annotation marks the transcript as partial. NCBI's taxonomy places the organism in Eukaryota, Metazoa, Cnidaria, Anthozoa, Malacalcyonacea, Xeniidae. The transcript has 4 exons. The record is from RefSeq and is a predicted model, not a curated record.